Lactuca virosa is the source of this 1050-nucleotide messenger RNA. The record is from the annotation of a GenBank genome assembly. NCBI's taxonomy places the organism in Eukaryota, Viridiplantae, Streptophyta, Magnoliopsida, Asterales, Asteraceae.
AUGGGGAAAGGAGGAGCCUUGAGCGAAGGUGUAUUGAGGAAAAUCAUACUCUCCUACACAUACGUCGCGAUUUGGAUCUUCUUAAGCUUCACUGUAAUCGUCUACAACAAAUACAUCUUGGAUCGAAAGAUGUACAAUUGGCCUUACCCGAUCUCACUAACCAUGAUUCACAUGGGGUUUUGUUCUUCAUUAGCUUACGUUCUCGUCAAUGUCCUCAAAGUCGUCGAACCAGUUCAAAUGAGUCGCGAUGUUUAUCUGAAAUCCGUCGUCCCAAUCGGUUUGCUUUACUCUCUUAGCUUAUGGCUCUCCAAUUCCGCUUACAUUUAUCUCUCUGUGUCCUUUAUUCAAAUGCUUAAAGCCCUAAUGCCUGUCGCCGUUUAUUCAAUCGGCGUUUUACUCAAAAAAGAAAGUUUCAAAGGCCAAACCAUGAGCAACAUGCUUUCGAUCUCAUUCGGUGUUGCGAUUGCUGCUUAUGGUGAAGCGCAAUUCAAUACAUGGGGUGUUACGUUACAACUAGGCGCUGUUUGUUUCGAAGCUACUCGAUUAGUUCUGAUCCAAAUCCUAUUAACCUCAAAAGGAAUCACAUUCAAUCCAAUCACUUCCCUCUACUACGUCGCCCCUUGUUGUUUAGCUUUCUUAUCAAUUCCAUGGAUGAUUGUCGAGUUCCCUAAACUAAGAGACACAUCAAGUUUCCAUUUUGAUUACUUAAUCUUCGGGACAAACUCCGUCUGUGCUUUUGCAUUGAAUCUUGCUGUGUUCUUACUUGUCGGCAAGACUUCAGCUUUAACCAUGAAUGUUGCUGGGGUUGUUAAAGAUUGGUUGUUGAUUGCAUUUUCAUGGUCUGUGAUUAAGGAUACUGUGACACCCAUCAAUCUUUUUGGUUACGUGAUUGCUUUCAUGGGUGUUGCUUAUUACAAUCACGCAAAGUUGCAGGCUCUUAAAGCUAAGGAAUCAGAGAAGAAGGCAUCACAGCCUGAUGAUGAAUCUGGGAAGUUAUUGGAGGACAGAGAAACCGAAAAAUCAACCAGGAAAAAUGAGUCUGAUAAUUGA